AACUCCCCUGCUUGCUAUAUCCCGCUGCGUUCUUGCAUCCCAUCGUCUCGGACGCUACACAUACUCUCGCAUGACUGCAUGCAACGUAUCUAAUAUGCCUUGUGCACCACCAUCAUCAAAGAGGAAUGCCCGCCGCACGCAGCGUGCUAAUCCACCACAACGUUCGGACAGCGAUACCACAUCCAGCGACCGUAGCAGCUCUGACCCAUCCGAGAUCAGCAUAUCCAGCGACGAUUACGACAGCGCAUCGUCGCGCGCGAGCGAUUACCAGCCCCUUGACCUCGACGAGCCGAUAUCGUACACAUUCCAGAAUGGUGACCCGGUGUGGGUGCGAACAGAUGAUGGAGAGUGGAUACAAGGCAUCAUCUCGGGCUCGAGUACGCGCCGAGCAUCGAUACGUCAGCUUGCUCGCGAGCGUGUACAGAAGGAGGGCGUGUUCUUUCCCGUUGCAUUCGGCCGCAGCUCUCGAAGAUACUUCGCUCCCCUGAACGGUGACGUCAAGCCGGAUAACGCUGAGGUGAGACGGCUCCUGUCGGAAGGCGGUUGGCUAUGAUGCUCCUGCGCGCUCAUCUGUGCGGCCCUGUCUGGCAUCUAUUGAUAUGGCG
Molecule: messenger RNA, 605 nt
Organism: Laetiporus sulphureus 93-53
Lineage: Eukaryota; Fungi; Basidiomycota; Agaricomycetes; Polyporales; Laetiporaceae
Exons: 3
Coding region: 95-553 (152 amino acids)
Source: RefSeq, a predicted model, not a curated record